AUGGAUUUAUUAGGUGAUAUAUUAUCAUCUAUGGAUAAAAACAAACGUCCUGGACUCAGCAAGCCAGAUAAGAUGAUUCAAAAACACAAUGAAGAGAUUCGUAAAACAGCUGAAAAGGAACGAAUGAUGAUUAAUAAUUACAAAUUAAAGAUCCAGAAUAAAGUUGCAGACUUUUUAAAGAAUGACAAAGUAUCAACCAUGCAGUUCCCAAAUAUGGACAAAAUUUUCAGAUCUGUAAUAUUGGAGGCAUGUGAGGAAGCAGCGAAUGGCCUUAUAUGUCAUACAUUUGGUCGAGAAGAGCGGUAUGUCAUUGUUUACAAAAACCCACCUAAUGAUUUGGAAUUAGAAGCAAGAAGAUAUUUCGAUUAUAAUCAAUGGAACAAAGAGAUUGAAGCUGAGUUUAAGAAAAAGAAGGAAGAACAAGUUCUUUUAGCCACCGAAUGCUCAACAUCAUCACAAGAAGUACAAGAGACAUCGAAAGGAAAUAACAAAAAGACAAAGUUAAUUCAUUUAGAAUGUGAAGCAAUAAGUUCAAAUCCAAAUCGAAAUUUUGGAAUGGUAUCAAGCGAUUUAAAGAAGGACAAGAGAACUGUCGAGGAAACUUUAAAUGAUCUCCAGCAGAAGAAACGAUUAAAGACCCAGCAAACGAAUCCAAAUUAG
This is a messenger RNA of Chironomus riparius, 660 nucleotides long. The record is from the annotation of a GenBank genome assembly. Lineage: Eukaryota; Metazoa; Arthropoda; Insecta; Diptera; Chironomidae.